AUGGAAAUUUGUGAAUUAUUUAAGGAAACUGUAAGAUAUUUUUUUAUUAAAGCUUUAAGAAGAGAAUGAUAAUAAGAGAUAAGCAAUGAUGCUCAAUGUUUGUCGAAAACUCAGUAGAAUACUUCCUUUUCCUUCUGUAGUCACAAUUUUAUAAUAAAAACCAAACAUUUUAAAAUAUCUACUGAUAGCCAGCUAAUUGAAUGAAAAUUGUGUAUUAACUAUAAAUAUCAAUAAUUUUGUAGGCUUUAAUGAUGUUUUAAGCAUUAUAAGAGAGAUACUACGAUGAAAAGUUAUAUGUGAAACUCUAUUUUGAAUGUGUGAUAAAAUGUUUAAUAAAUUAGGAGAGUAAUUUAUAAAGUAUGAUCUUUGCUAGUUUAUAGUUAAAUUGUAAUAAAGAAUGAGGAAAAAUUAAGAUUAUUUUUAUAUGAGAAUUCUAAAUACUUAAUUAAUAAAAUAUAAGAGUGUUUCAUGAAUGAAGAAAGUGUUUGUGUAAUGAUAAAUAACUUUUUUAAAAGUUAUAUAAAAUACAAUGCAAAUUUUGAAAUACUUAAUUAAUGCUUCUUAUUUGCCUUAGAAAAGAGGAAUACUUGGAAAUUACUUAGAGAAGUAGAUUAACAAUUUGAAAUUGAUAUUGAAAAUUGUAAUUAAUUAUAGUUAUUUUUGUAGAACUAAUAAUAUUAGGUUAAGUAAUGAGUUCAAAAAAUCUAGAUUUCUAGAUAUAAAAUGGUCAUUAAUAAAAUAGAAAACUCACAUAUUGUGGAUUAAAUAAAACAUAGAUAAAAUAAUAAAUGCUUGAAGAAUGGUUAUUUUAACCAAGUGAAGUUCCAUUGCUUGUAGCUAAUUAACCAACCUUAGACUAAAUUUCAAGUGAUGUUUUUAAAUCAAAUAAAUUACUUGAAAUGUUCUUAUCAUUUAUUUUACUUCCAACUAAGUAUUCCUAAAUAGUAGAAAAUGUAAGAAUAUAUUGAUUAUUAGAAAUUAUCUAAUAUUUAUGUAGAUCUAAAAUGUUCUGAUCCUCCAUCUUUUAGAUAAUUAAAUGUAAAUGUUUCCUAAGAGAAUAGGCCAAUCAUUUAAUUUAGAGCAUUUCGAACAAUGCAAGCAUUAACUGAUAAUAGAAAUAAUUUUCUAUUAACUAAAGUUAAUUAAAGUUAUUAUCAAAGAGUAUACUAAAUGAUUCAUGAAUGUCUUAAAUAAGAUUUAGUAGCCAUAAUAAUAUGUCCAGAAAUCAUUGUACAAUAUCUAACAUUCCUACUUUAUUUUGAGCCUGAGAUAUCUACUUUUUAUUUAAUAUCUUAUCAUUUACCUUUUAGAUUGAUGUUAUUUCUAGAUAUUCCUGAAAUAUCUCAAUAUUUUACAUAAAUAAUGAGUUUUAUUUAGACUCCUUAUCAUAAAUUCAGUCAUAAAUAAUCAAAAUUGUUAUGGAAGUAUUUUGAAUUAACCAAUUUUUUCUAAGAUUUAUUAGAUACAACUAUAUUUGAAUAGAAAGUGAUAGAUAACAUAAUUACCUUAAAAUCAACUGAAUAGUUUAGACCAUCGAAGAUAGAAGAACUUUUGUAAUAACCUAACUUUUCACCUCUAGAAAUUGAAAAAUAAAUUACUUUACCAGAACAUAAAAAAGUGAUUGAAGAAAUUGAUGACAUUAAUAUAGAUUUUGAUCUUAUUUUUUAAUAUCUUCCUAGUAAAUGCUAAAAAACUACAAAGCUAUUUGAAAGAAUGCUUUAAUAAGCUACUAAAAAAGUAAAUACAAAAACUGAAUAAAGAAUGAUUAUGACUACUUAUAUGCCUAAAUCAAUCUAAACUGUUAAAAACGGAAAAAAUGAAGAAAUAGAUCCAAUUACAUUUAGUCCAACCAGAAGAAAAACAAUAAUUGCUCCUAAAUUAAUUAAACUAUUUGAUAAUAAUUCAAGAUAUUCAGUUUAAAGAAGUAAUCAAGAAUAUGAUACAUAACACAUUUCAUCUAAUAAUACAUCAAGAAGUCAAUUAUAAGCUCUUACUAAUCCCAACAAUUUAUUUGGUGUUAUUACUGAGUCUAUUUAAAUAUAAACUAAAGAAUUAUAAUAAGAUAUUAAAUAAAAGCCAAUGUAUUAGAGAAUUCUUGUAAAAAGACCAACACAAAUGAUAAUGCUUUAUAGUUAAUAAAAAUAAUAGAGUAUGAAGAGAUUAAGUUAAUAAUCUUCUUUUGUUAAUAUUACUGAUUCAAUAAAUAAAUCAAAACUAUAAAAUUCAAUAAUUUUAAAUAAAUUUAAUCACCUAGUUGGAACAAUCAAACCAAUUGACUCAGAGAGAGACUUUAUUAUCUAUCCACCUGAACUUAAAGAUUAAUAAAUCACUGAUUUCGAAAAAUUAGCUUUUGAUGAUGAAUUUUAACAAUUAUGUUUAAGAAAUGAAAACUAUACUAAAGGUGUUUUGUAAUGCAUUUAUGAUAUAUUAUUAAUGAUAUUUACACCAAAGAAAUUCAUAUUAUCUAAUAAUUUGUCUAAUGAAAAUUAAGAAUAUUAUCUUAAUAUCAUAUUUGGAGAUAAUAAAUACAAAUUUAUAUAAAUAAUAACUAAAAAUUAUUUAUUAAAAUAAAAAUAUGGAGAAGAAUAUCAAUCUACAUUCUUAAUAGCAGGUAGAAUUUAUAAUCUUAUGCUACAGAAUAAUAUGGAUAAAAUUAUAUAUUAUAAUUUUUAAGAUCAUUUGAUAUUAAUUGUAAAAAUACUAGUAACUUAACUUUUAUCAUAAUAAUUAUCAAUACGAAUUAUAAUUCUAUUAGAAAGUCUUACCUUAAUCCUAGAAAAAACAAAGUAAAACUUAUUAUAAUAUAUAUCAAUAUCUUUCUGGCAUUUAUUAGUUGAAGCAUGUUCUAUUCAUUAUGAAAAUUCAUUAUUCAUGAAUUAUUUUACAAGAAUUCUUACAAUUAGUUUUAUAUAUGGAAAUUUGAUUAUUUUUAAAAGACUGUUAUUGAAAAUCAACUUUUUAUCUUAUUUUAAAGAUCAUCCUUGUAUAAUAAAAUCGUUAUUUUUGAUAUUAUUUCUAAUUUUUAAAUUGAAAUAAGAUGAAAUAAAAUCAAUCAAAUGUUAGAUUUCAUUAAUGUCUUCUUGGAACCAUUUCCUGACUUACUUUAAAUGGUAUUUUUUUCAUGUUAUUUUAGUGAAAUUAAAUUAUUGGAAUCAUAAUAAUACAAAAGCAUUCUUAAAUUCCUUAAACAAGAUGAUUUUCUUUAUAUUGAAUCAUUAUUUCAGAGUAGAGAUAAUAAGAAAAAUAAUUUGUUAAUUCAUUGA
Molecule: messenger RNA, 3263 nt
Organism: Paramecium pentaurelia
Lineage: Eukaryota; Ciliophora; Oligohymenophorea; Peniculida; Parameciidae
Source: the annotation of a GenBank genome assembly